Molecule: messenger RNA, 1044 nt
Organism: Periconia digitata
Lineage: Eukaryota; Fungi; Ascomycota; Dothideomycetes; Pleosporales; Periconiaceae
Source: the annotation of a GenBank genome assembly
CCAAUCGAACAUACCGUUCCCACCUCUUUGCUCUAUCAAUUACAUUAUACCAAGAUCUUAUCAUUGCAAUAUCCCCAAGCAAGCUACGACUCCCACGUCUCAAACCAAAUUAUCAUGUGUUCCAGAUCAUUCUCUCCAGCUACCGACAUCCCUUCGCUCCAGGGAAAAGUCAUCCUCGUCACUGGAGGCAACAAUGGCUUAGGGAAGCAAACAAUCCUUGAAUACGCACGCCACGGUCCAGCUGAGAUAUGGAUGGCAUCCCGCAACCUUGACAAAGCAAAUGAAGCAAUCCGUGACAUCCACGCUCAAGUUGGCGGCUCCAUGGUCCCUGUCAUCAAGCCCCUUCAGCUGGACCUCAACUCCCUGGAGUCCGUCCAACGAGCAGCUCGGCAGUUCCUAUCAGAGGCGCGACGCCUUGACAUCCUGAUGCUGAAUGCUGGGAUCAUGGCGUGCCCGCCUGCCCUCACAAAAGACGGCUACGAGGUCCAGUUCGGCACGAACCAUCUCGGGCAUGCGCUACUCGCGAAGCUACUCCUCCCAAUACUGAAAGGGACAGCGGCGAACGACCCUUCCGCCGACGUCCGUGUUGUGGUUGUAUCUUCUGGGGCUCACACAAUGGCUCCCAAGGCGGGUGUUGUUUUUGAUUCCCUCAAGACAACCGCGGAGGACAUGGGAGGCAUGGAACGCUAUGGUCAAAGCAAAACUUCAAGCAUUCUCUGGACGCGAUACAUGGCUCAGAUGCACUGGGAUAUCAAGUGGGCAUCGCUGCACCCCGGAGUUGUGAGCACGGGCUUGCAAGCUGGGGCUGGCGGCGCCUCGCUACCUUUUCGCAUAGCCUUCAAGGUGGCCAAGCCGCUCAGAACGACAUUGGAGAAGGGCGUGUGGAAUCAGCUUUGGGCCUCAGUGUCACCUGAGGUGAAGAGUGGUACAUACUACGAGCCUGUCGGCGUGACAGGUAAAGAAUCGUCAAAAGCAAAGGAUAUGGCAUUGGCAGAAAAGGUCGCUCAAUGGACAGACGCAGAGCUAGAGCGGUUUAUGUAUUAA